Messenger RNA from Dama dama (fallow deer), 469 nucleotides. Its product is annotated as unconventional myosin-XV-like. The record is from RefSeq and is a predicted model, not a curated record. The transcript is spliced from 3 exons. NCBI's taxonomy places the organism in Eukaryota, Metazoa, Chordata, Mammalia, Artiodactyla, Cervidae. Bases 1 to 399 code for a protein of 132 amino acids.
AUGCAUCCAAGGGAAGGCGCUUGGCCGAGAGAACCAGAUCCACGCGCACCGAGGCCUAGGAAGGCGCCAAGACUCCUAAAGCAUCUGAGUAGAACGCUCAGCGGAGGCCUGCCUAGUGCUCCCGCCACUGAAGGACCUGCAGUAACCGGACUAGCCGGAGACCGCAGCCCGGCCCGCCCCGCCCACGUCCUGAGGAUUCCCGGGAUUGGCUACCCGGCCUGGACCCGACCGUCCCGCCCCGGAUACCCUGCUUGCGCCCCGCCCCGCCCCGCUCGCAUUGUCUCGGCGCGGCACGCGCGCCCCGGCCUCAGUCUUGCCGAAUUGGGUGGGUGCAGCCGCGGCUACUUUGUGGCGGGGGUCGGGCCCCACCCAGACUGCGGCGGCUACAGCGGAUCUUGAACCAACCGUGGGCCUGGGGAGUUGAUCUCCAGCGACUGCCGGCUGCAGCGGCCUGAGUACUAACCACAGG